AUGGCUCUGAACUCAAGAUGGUCUACGCCAGUUCCAAAAUGCUCUCUGCAGCAGUGGAUCUUUGGAUCCUGCUGCGAGCCGUUGGAUGAACCCGACAAGCCGCUCCUCAUCGAUGCGGAUCGCCCCGACACACAUUUCCUCACCAAGGACCAGUUUAGAUCACUCUCAAAACAAGUCGCAAUGGGCCUGAUUGAUGCUGGAAUACGCACUGGGGACAGAGUGCUUGUCUUCUCCUCCAACAACGUUUAUUUCCCCAGUAUCUUUCUCGGCAUAUUGAUGAGCGGUGGCAUGUUCACUGGUGCAAACCCAGCAUUCACACCGCGUGAGCUCGCAUAUCAGCUGAAGGAUUCGGGUAGCACUCACAUGUUUGCUGCUACAUCUCAAUUAGAGACAGCGUUGAAGGCGGCUGAGAUGGCGGGCUUGUCAAAGGAUAAGAUCUAUGUUCUCGACCCUUCUGUUGCUCCUCCCGUGGGAUCUGCAUCAGCAGCAUCGUCCGCAACCACUCGAUCAGAUGGCCUCCGUGUGUGGACGGAUCUUCUUAAGACCCAAGAAGAAGCCAGGAAUUGGCAAUGGGUUGAACCACAAGACCCUGAGAAGGCUGGUUGCUGCUUGAACUACAGCAGCGGCACGACUGGCGUCCCCAAAGGCGUCGAGAUCACUCACGCAUCAUAUGUCGCAAACGGCGUAGGUGUAGUCCAUAUAUCCGACCUGGAGCCUGAUCCUACUCUCCGAGCGAAAGCAAAGGGUCUAGGGUUCCUUCCCAUGUAUCACGCUUACGCGCAAACAUACUUCAUCUCCAUCUACCCACAAACCGGUAUACCAGUAUACAUCAUGCCGAGCUUCGACUUCGAGAAGAUGCUGCAGCACGUUGAGCGCUUCGGCAUAACCAGCCUCUUGUGUGUUCCUCCUAUUUUGGUCUACUUGUCAAAGCACCCGCUUGUCAAGAAGUACAACUUGAGCAGCGUGAACCGCGUCAGCUCUGGAGCUGCUCCACUGAGCCGUGAAACAGCCCAGGGCGUCGAAAAACUAUGGACGGAUGGGAGCGUCAACGUGAAGCAGGGCUGGGGUAUGACAGAGGUUACAUGUACAUGCAUGACAUGGGAUCCUCGCAUUCUGUGCGACCCUGCAGCGGUGGGAGAACUGGCCCCCAACUGUUCAGCAAGGCUUAUGCAUCUGGAUGGUAAGACGCCGGUAAUAAAGCCCGAGGAGCGUGGUGAGCUUUGGGUUACAGGCCCGACAUUGAUGAAGGGAUAUUGGAACAAUCCUAGUGCGACAGAGUCCUCUAUCGAUGUCGAUGAAAACGGCACAAGGUGGUUCAAGACCGGAGAUAUCGGAUAUGUCGAGUCUUUCAAGGAGGGGGCCAUCUUCCAUAUCGUGGACCGCAUCAAGGAGCUCAUUAAGGUCAAGGGCAACCAAGUUGCGCCAGCUGAGCUUGAGGCCGUGCUUCUAGAACACCCUGAGGUAGCAGACACUGCUGUUGUCGGAGUUCCCUAUGAAGAAGACGAGGUUCCUCGUGCUUACAUCGUCAAGACCGAGGGUUCCCAGAUGACAGAGGAGCAGCUCGUGGAAUGGAUGGAUGCCCGAGUGGCCAGGUAUAAGCGUCUCAAGGGUGGUGUCGUGUUUGUGGAUAUGAUCCCCAAGAAUCCGUCCGGGAAGAUUUUGAGACGACAAUUGCGAGAGAAGGCAAAGCAAGAGCUGGACCCUAACCGAAAACCCAGUUCUCGCCUAUAG
This is a messenger RNA of Fusarium sp. VM40, 1731 nucleotides long. The record is from the annotation of a GenBank genome assembly. NCBI's taxonomy places the organism in Eukaryota, Fungi, Ascomycota, Sordariomycetes, Hypocreales, Nectriaceae.